Molecule: messenger RNA, 4155 nt
Organism: Bactrocera dorsalis (oriental fruit fly)
Lineage: Eukaryota; Metazoa; Arthropoda; Insecta; Diptera; Tephritidae
Product: G1/S-specific cyclin-E
Exons: 8
Coding region: 1040-3256 (738 amino acids)
Biological process (GO): regulation of cyclin-dependent protein serine/threonine kinase activity; G1/S transition of mitotic cell cycle
Cellular component (GO): centrosome; cyclin E1-CDK2 complex; cytoplasm
Molecular function (GO): cyclin-dependent protein serine/threonine kinase regulator activity
Source: RefSeq, a predicted model, not a curated record
GUCAGUGAGAGAGCUCAUCAUCUUUGCAUUGCUGUUUGCAGCUAAAGCCGCUUACAAUUUGCCACUCGGUUCUGGUUUAUAAUGUCGUCGCUGCUUUCUUUCUAAAAAAAUCUUUAAAUUCGUUAGGAAACAAUUGGCAAAAGUAAAAUUGUACAGUUUGAUAGAAUAAGGAAUAUUUCCUCUGCUGUUGCUAAAGUGUCGACGAGAAGUACCCAAUACUAUUUUAUUGUUGUGGUGUUAAUUCUGCUCAAGUAAAAGUCAACGCGUGGCUGAACGGCUUUGGUUAUGUGCUAAAUAUUAGUUAUAGCAACCUGUGAUUUUCGAGUGGCAGUUUUGGAUUAUCCUUUUUCAUGGUUGUUUGGAAAAGCUAUGAAAAGCAAAGAUCCUUUUAAACUUUAAAUGGAGCAAUGAAAAGCUUUAUACACUAGCAGAAAUUUACCUCGAAGGCUCUAAUUCAUCGUACCGAAUAUUUGCUGAAAAAUCUGUCAGGAAGAUAUAUUGACCGGCCCAAAGUGGGAAGCGUUGGCAUUAUUUGUACCGCCGCUUUCAUGGAAAAGUAAACGACAAACAGCUGAUAUAACAGAACGUGAGUCUCAAUAAGUACGUACACGGCGAACAAAGCCAGUCUAUCAACUGACUCUGACGUCGUGUAGAAAUAGUAUUAUUUUCUCACUGAUGAGAUUUCGCCCUACAAACUUCGCUUCUCCAUUAAAGUGCUGGAUGUACGCUCUUGACGUUGUCGUCGUCUUUUGGGGAAUGUGCGAAAUGAAUUGACAAUAUUGUACUUAUAGUGGUGUGUGUGUUGUUGCUGUUGAUUUGGCGCCCCGAUCAUCUGUUUUGGCGCAAUUAUAACAACUGGAUCUCUAUGGGAUUUAGAUCAGGAGAUUGUGGGAACCACUUCAAAACAUCCAUCCUGUUAUCAACAAACCACUGUUUUACACAAAUAUCAGUGCGUUUCGAGUCAUUGUUUUGAUAAGUCCAUUUUAAAGAAAUUUCUUCUUCAUCAAUUAAAGAAUUGGAAUACCCGCUCAAGUCAAUAAUGAGUUAUAACAUGAACACAUAUUACAAUAAGGUUGAAAAGAAUCGGAGUAACGAAAUCUGUACUGUAAGUCCUAGUGUACCAACUAGUAGCCAUAAAAACAAAAGUGACCACAAGAGUUAUAAAAUGCAAAAUAACUCAAAGCAUCGUCAAAGUAAAAUUCCAUAUAAUGUAGAAAAUCGUAGAAAAAUUACAUCAACUGAUGAAAAUUCUAAUACAACGCCAAUGUAUGCAACAUCCUCUUGGUUCCAGCCACCAACAACGUCGAAAUCGUUACAACAUAAACACUUGUUAGAGGGCUCACCGUCAAAGUCUACAGUUACGUCAUUGGAAACUGCGGAUAUAUCAGCAAUUGAAGCGUCGUCAACAUCACCAUCAUCGUCUUCCAUAGAUUCGGUGUUGUUACGUGGCUGGUCUCCAGUGCCAACUACAUCUACAGAUACCUCGCACUGGUAUGCUAAAAUUAAUAAUCGUAGGGAAACCAGCAAGCGUAAAAGACAAGAUUCCGUUAAUGAAGCGCAACAUGAUCCCGACUUAGGCUGCGAUUUACCGACGGCUAAGCGCAAGCAAACGCUACCCUCGCCAUAUACAAGUGAUGUAAGUUCUGUGGCGUCAUCGGUGUAUCCAUCGCCAAUUGAUGUGUUCUCUCAUGAAAUCGACACGCGCAGUUCUUGCGACUACCUCUCAGCCGGAACCGACUUUGAGGCCACUGCGGAUUGCAUACCCGACAGUCCAAGCAGUUUACGGCCAGACGAUGAAGCCAUCGACGUGGAGGAUGACGAAAUUGUAUCUGCAACGACAUCACCAUCUUCGGAAUGUUCAACCAGUUGUUUUAAAGGUGCGCAUCAUUUAUAUAAAAUGCACGCCGUCACCCAAUUAGGAGAACGUACCCCUGGACAAAUUACUGAAAACACAGAUAAAAUUGUCGAAACAAAGUUGGUGAAGGCAUACGACGAUGACUAUACAGGUACACCAUAUAAUUGUAUGACACCGGCAGCGGAACCAGAGGAGUUGCGACAAUGUCCCUUACCAGCAUUAAGUUGGGCAAAUGCAUAUGAUGUUUGGCAAUUGAUGUGCAAAAAGGACCAACAAGCAGCCUGCUUACGCUCAGGUUCAAUGUUGGAACGACAUCCCAGCUUACAGCCGCGUAUGCGUGCUAUCCUGCUUGAUUGGUUGAUUGAGGUUUGCGAGGUAUACAAAUUACAUCGCGAAACCUACUACUUGGCAGUGGACUACUUGGACCGCUAUCUAAGUACGCAAAAGAAUGUACAGAAGACUCAUCUGCAGCUGAUUGGCAUAACUUGUCUUUUUGUGGCUGCGAAAGUUGAAGAAAUAUACCCGCCCAAAAUUGGUGAAUUCGCCUAUGUGACGGAUGGCGCAUGCCAGGAAUCAGAUAUAUUGCAACAUGAAGUGCUGCUACUGCAAACGCUCGAAUGGAGUAUAAAUCCAGUUACACCAAUGGGAUGGUUAGGUGUUUACAUGCAAUUAAAUGUGAACAACCGUACUCCGGCGUCGUUUAAGCGUAACACAUACAAAGCCAAAUCAACGGUGACAACGGACGAGGCAUAUAAGAACGAUGCCUUUAUUUACCCGCAAUUUUCAGGAAUGGAAUUUGUACAAACUGCUCAAUUAUUGGACCUAUGCUCACUGGAUUUGGGUAUUGCCGACUAUGGUUAUUCCAUUAUUGCUGCAGCGGCCAUGAGUCACACUUUUAAUAGAGAGAUAGCGUUGCGUUGUUCGGGAUUCGAUUGGCAAACGAUUGAGCCAUGUGCGCGCUGGAUGCGACCUUUUUUCGAAGUUGUACGCGAAGAGUCUACUUACCUGCCCAUGUCGGAACAAAAUGAACAAUUCACAAAUCGUUUCGGUUUAGGUCAUAUAUGCCCCAAUAUUAUAACCGACGACUCGCAUAUAAUACAAACACACACAAUAUCCAUGGGAAUGUUUGAUCGCACUGCACAAUUACAAGAGCUUGCUUUGGCAACUAAGAACCGUACGGAGGCCUCUCCAGCUACUGGUUUAUUAUGCCCAGAUGGUUUGUUGACGCCUCCGGCGUCUAGUCGAAAACCGGUCGAUGUGACAGAUGUCGACGAAGAUCCUGAUCCAACUUCCAUUCAACCGAUAAGCACCACAGUUAAAACAUGUAAAAACUCUAUAACCAAAUCUACAAACUCAGCAAUUGAAGUUGCAGUCAGUGCAGAUAAAAAUGUUCUCACGUAAACCUCAAGUAAAAUAAUACAUAGUAUAUAUAGAAAAACCCUUAUAAAUAAUCUAAUCAAGUAAAUUAUUCAAAAUAUUAUAAAUACCAUAUAUUAUACGUUUAAACGUUUAGCAAAAUUAAAUUCAAAUUAGUCAUUAAUGUAGUAGUCAAAUAAAAUAAUAAAUAAUUUUAAUGUUUAUAAGGCGUAUGUUUAAACUACUAAAAUAACAUGUAAAUAAUAAUUAUAUUAAAACACAUUGAAAGUAAGUUAUUUUGCGAGCUUUUGAUAAUUUUAGGGAUAACUUUGCUUGCAACAUUUUUAGAGAAAAUGAUUAAUGUGCCGUUUUAAGGUGUUAUUGUUCAAAGUAGUUAAAUACUACAAAUUUAUGGUGCAAAGCAAUCUGUUUUUUUUUAAUUGUAGUUAAAUAUAAAUAGAUCUUAAAUGGAUCAUCGCAAUUCAAAAAAUCACUCGUGAAUAAUAAUAAAAAAUAACAUAUACUAGCAUUUCGCUCUAUAUAUAUUAUAUUUCAGGCCAACAUUUCUAUUACUAACACACUAACAUAGUUUGCAUAAGUUGAGGGACUCACAUUUCAUCGCCUUCACCUAUGACUUAUGGUGAUACACUCACUUAUAUAUAUGUAUGCAUCUUUUAAGCAUAUGUUUUAUUAUACGAACGCUAUCCAAAACGUGCAUAUCUUAUAACAACAUAGUCAUAAUUUUAGUGAAGCAUUCCAAAAACAGCAUUCGAUGAGAGAUUUGAAAUUUUUCAUGUUAUAUUUUCGCUUCAUAUUUCAAAAUCAUACGUAUAAAAACACCUUUUCAAAUUUAUGUCAUAUAUAGUUGAUAUUAUGCAACCAUAUUUUGUAAAUCUACACAAGCUAAUAAAAGUGCAUAAAAAAGGCCCAAAUAAAACACUGAA